CAGGAGGAGAUUUGGGACGUCUUCAGCAGAAGUGGCACCCACGUAGUGCGGUUUUUCAACCCUGGCAUUUUCCUCGAGAGAGAAUCAUCUGUAUAGAGAAGCGAAGCGGUCUAAGAACAGAGCCCUGAGUCACGCCAGAAGCUAGAUUUUGCCACCUCACCCCAUCUAGGCCUAAAGGACCUACAAUAUCUGAGAGAACCACAUCGUUUCAAGCCCUGGCAAGUUCCUGGUGAUUUCUCAUCGUCUUAAUGAAUUCAGCUGGGAGUGCAUUGGCCCUGAUGCCCACCCCCUCGGAGAGAGCUCCAGUGCUCUUGCAUAUAUCUGCAGGGCUGCUCCAUGCUCUCCCAUUGUUUGCACAGCUUCUGUCACUCACAGAUACUCUGAGAGGGAGUGAGGGAGAAAGCUGAGCCGCUCUGGAGGUGGGAGAUACUUGUGCUGCUGGGCUUUUGAAAACUUUCUCAAAGCUUUCUGAAGAAAAAAACAACAGCUUUUCUCCUCACCUGUGGACAGGUGGAAUCAUGGGUGUGAUGUCACUGCUGCUGUUGACCGUGAUUGGUUGGUGUGGUGGAGCGCCGCCAGUGAGGGAGGUGUACCGAAUGCCACAGAGCGCGCUCAAAGCGCUGUCUGACAGAGGAACAGUAGUGAUGGAGGCGGCUCUGUCUCGAGCUCUGUCUGCUGUAGAUGCUGCCGUAUCGGAGCGCAGCAGGGCUGAGUCAGGCUGCAGAGGGUGUGUGCCCUGUCUGUUUCAGGACUGUGGACAGCGGAAAAGCGCCUGUGCGUCUCCAGAAGACACACAGUCGGAGCCCAGCUGUGAGCUCAUCUCACUUGCUCAGCAGGAGGAGGACGAAGGCGAGAGGAGCUGGAUGUUGAGUCAGGCCUGUGGUUUCUACAGACGCCGCUGCACACCUGCUCAGGUGAACAGAGACGUCUGUGUGAGAGUGAUGGGAGAAAGAUGCAGUGCUCGAGUCCUGCAGUGCAGUCUGAUCAACACCAUGCAGAACCUGGAGCCAGACACGCAGAGCACAGCACAGGCUGUGUGUGGCCAGCGCUUCUCGGUCACUCAGAAUGGGACUCAACCCAGGGCUCGUAUCAUUGGAGGAUCUCCUGCUCCUCUGGGCAGCUGGCCAUGGCUAGUGAACCUGCGGCUGGACGGGGCUCUGAUGUGUGGAGGUGUGCUGGUGGAUAGCUCGUGGGUCCUCACUGCUGCACACUGCUUCGCUGGGAGCCGCAGUGAGAGUUACUGGACUGCAGUAGUGGGAGAGUUUGACCUCACUAAAACUGACGCGGAUGAGCAGAUCAUGAAGGUCAAUCGCAUUAUUACCCACCCGAAGUUUAACCCAAAGACGUUCAAUAAUGACAUUGCUCUGGUGGAGCUGAGCUCUCCGGUGAUUCUGUCUGAACGGGUCACUCCUGUCUGUCUGCCCUCUGACUUGGAUCCUCCGGCUGGCACACCCUGUUUAGUGGCCGGCUGGGGAUCUUUGUAUGAAGACGGCCCAUCUGCAGAUGUGGUGAUGGAGGCGAAGGUGCCCCUGUUGUCUCAAGCCACAUGUCAAAGUGCAUUGGGGAAAGAGCUGCUCACUAACACCAUGUUCUGUGCUGGCUACCUGUCCGGGGGCAUCGACUCAUGCCAGGGGGAUUCUGGAGGGCCGCUGAUCUUCCAGGACCGUUUGUCAGGACGCUUUCAGCUGCUUGGCAUCACCUCUUGGGGUGACGGCUGUGGGGAGAAGGGGAAGCCUGGCGUCUACACACGGGUCACUGCCUUCUCUGACUGGGUCCUGACAGAGAUACAGAAGUCCUUCGGGAGUCGAGAACCCACAUGUCCUGAGCUGCUGAAAACAAGCGAGUUGACCCAGGAACAGCAGGUGGCGGAGUUUAGCUCACUUUGCCACUUUUACACACUCUCCUGCUCUCCGACCCUCGACCCCUUGGCCUGCCAGCGCCUCGCUCUUGACAAAUGCCAAAGCCGCUUUAAGAAGUGCCAGUUACACUCCUUCCUGCAGACGCUACUGGACAUGCUCCAGCGGGCCGAUGACUAUAUCAGAGAUAAAGUGGAUCUGACCUUCUUCACCCAGACUCUUCCUCAGCUGGUGGAGAACGUGUACAACUCUGCUCAUAUGCCACGAAGACGCAGAAACACACUUGAAACAGAGCAGCUAGGCCUGCCAGCGCUGUUCCAGCAAGUGGGACCCCUGGUGGACGACUGGGAGAACUACCUGAGAGACAUCGCUGAUGAUCUGGAGCAACACAAAGAGCUGAAGAAUUUAAAUGAGCAAGAACUCUUCACACCGGAUGUGGACAGUGGAAAAGCACCUCUCCGGCAGUUCGACAGUGCUCUGCGCUCCUCCAUUGCUGCCAUGCGAUCCAAACUGGAAACACUGCGCAUUCCUGUCAUUCCAGAACUGGACCACCAACUGUUUGAGAGAGAUUUCACCACGUCCACCACUGCAGGACAACAGGAAUACACUGGCCAUUCUGGAGAAGCUCUAUGGUCUUCUGAAAGUUGGACCACUCUGAUAAAUGAAGGCCUCAGAGGAAGCACAAGCAGUGUUACGGGACGUCCCAUGAUGAUGGCAUCGCCUCAGGGUCAUAUAGAUUCAACAUCCAGAUCUGUGGAGCCUUCUGCACAACCAGUGAAUCUCAUGACUCUGGAAACUUCUUAUUCACUGCUCGAAAAACGCUCAGUUCCUACCCAUAAACCCCUUCUGCAGGAGCCAUUCUUCAAAAAGCUCAUGAGGAGGAGAAAGAGAGACUCGCACAUGCGAACCAAACGAGGAGCCAAUGACAAAGUUUGCUCAGGAGUAACUGAUUCAGCUCAUCUGGUCAGCACCACCAAAGAGAUGUACAACUGGAUCCUGUCUCUUCCAUCCAACAACAUAAACAUGAUCUUCCAGGAGGUGCAGGUUGAUCUGAAGUCUAAGAAUGAACGUGGUUUGUACCAGUCCCGCAUCAAGGCCACCAUCGGCGGGCGACCUCUGACUUUUUACAGUUUGGUGGGUUUGGAGAACGAGGCAUUCUACCGCAGCAUGCCACGUGUCAUUUCCAUUGCCAUUGAUGCUCUCAAAACGUAAAACACACUCACACAUGCUGCUGGAAAAGGAAUCAUUCUUGAGGUCAAACUGCAACUGCAUCAUAAACUCUACACAUGCUGCUAUGGAAAUGGUUGACUGAGUCCUCCCUUCUUUCUGGAGUCAUUUCAGGACAUUUUUUUCUGGAGGAUGAAGGCUCCCGGUGGGUCACUGCGAUCUGAGAUUGUGACUGUUUCCUCCUUUCAUUAACUUAUUUAGCAAGGGCAGAGGUUGAUCUUCAUGUCUGAGCUGCAAACUGUACAGAUAUUAUAUUUGAUGUUUGGUUUAUAUAUUUAUUUCUGUAUUUUUAUAUUAAAACUCAAAUUAUGUUCAAAUAAAUGGAGUUCUUGGAAAUAGC
This is a messenger RNA of Danio rerio (zebrafish), 3423 nucleotides long. The record is from RefSeq and is a predicted model, not a curated record. NCBI's taxonomy places the organism in Eukaryota, Metazoa, Chordata, Actinopteri, Cypriniformes, Danionidae.